Eucalyptus grandis is the source of this 2081-nucleotide messenger RNA. Its product is annotated as 7-methylxanthosine synthase 1. Bases 771 to 1787 code for a protein of 338 amino acids. Gene Ontology annotation, biological process: methylation. Gene Ontology annotation, molecular function: S-adenosylmethionine-dependent methyltransferase activity. The transcript has 5 exons. Lineage: Eukaryota; Viridiplantae; Streptophyta; Magnoliopsida; Myrtales; Myrtaceae. The record is from RefSeq and is a predicted model, not a curated record.
AAGCUUUUUCCAUUAUGAAUCUACUUCUAAAAUAUGAAGGUACGGGCAGGGAAACGAUAAAUGAAGCUAAGAUUACAGUGCUGAAAGUGGCCCUUCCUCCAACCAUGGAUCAGAGUCUUUGCAUGAAUGGAGGAGAAGGAAGAGCUAGUUAUGCCCAGAAUUCCUUCGUCCAGCUUGAUCACGCUUGCCGGCACCGAUCUGCAACCUGGGCUCCACUGCUGUCAAGGUCUCAGCAAGUUCGGCAUCACCAUCGAGACCUUUAUGAUUGUGGAGGCGGUGCCGAGCCUCCAUAUCUGGAGGCUUGUUCCCUUCAGAUCUGGAGGAUUUUCACCAGCAAAUCCAAACGCAACUCUUUUUGAACCCAAGGCAACACUUACAACCUUCAGCCAUGACUUGUUGUGGAUCGAACCGCGAUGGCCUACCUCACUCGACAAUCAUGUCAUUCCGUCAUAUUCUUUGUUGUAAUCACCUCUGAGACAGCAGAACACGCCUGAACCCAAUCCAAAGUUUGAGGCUAUUUGACAUUCCUAAUCGUUUCAAUCAAAAGCGAUGUAACUCACUUGCAAAAUGUUGCUCUUUUUUUCAUAAACCUUGCAAGAGGUUGGUUUAAGUACAAAAGAAAAAUGAAGAUUCAAAACAUGCAUAUUAUUGAUUUCAAUGCUGUAACUAACUUGCUGUCCGUACGCAUAAAUACAGAAACAGGUUAUGUCCAGGGCAAUACUAGCACUGCAAGAAACCCUAAGAGAGCUCUGUCUAGAUAGCUUCCCUGAAUGCUUGAAACUGGCAGAUUUGGAUGCUCUUCAGGUCCCAACGCGCUACUAGUUUUUAGGGAAAUGAUAGAUUCUAUUGAUACGAUACGAAAGAAACUAAAUAAGAAGGAACCCAUGUUUCAAAUUUUCCAAAACGAUCUCUUCAGUAAUGAUUUCAACACCUUAAUUAGAUCGAUCCCAAGCUUUUACGAGGAGCUGAGGAGAGACAAGGGAGGAGAUUUUGGGCCUUGUUUCAUAGCAGUAAUGCCUGGGAGUUAUUAUGGGAGGUUGUUUCCGGCUCAUUAUCUUCAUUUCAUACAUUCUUCAUAUAGUGUCCACUGGCGCUCUCAGGCGCCCGCCAACCUCGUUAGUGAGUUUGGAUCGCCCUUAAACAAAGGCCAUAUUUAUCUGGCAAGGACAACCCCCAAGAGCGUGCACGAGGCAUACUUGGACCUUUUCAAGAGGGACAUGACUUUGUUCCUGAAGUCUCGUUCGGAAGAGUUAAUCCUUGGAGGUCGUAUGUUGUUCACAAUGAUCGGUAGAGAUGCGAGUGUCAAUUUGUCCGAGGAUCAAGUCUCUAAUAUAUAUGAACUGCUGGGAAUGACAAUAAGCGAUAUGGUCCAAGAGUGUGGCCCAAAUGACUCUCUGCUUCAAAUAAUUGCCGGUAAAAAGAAAAGGGCAACUCCUCACGAGGGCCUAAUCGAAGAGGAAAAACUGGAUGAUUGGAACAUGCCCAUUUACCUACCUACUCCUGAAGAAGUUAGGCAUGUGAUUCAAAAGGAGGGCUCAUUUCACAUCACCAGAUUCGAAACAUUUAAAGUCACUUGGGACGCCGAAAUGGGCGAUGACGAUUUACAAAUGAGAGGCAAAUAUGCGGCAGCAACCAUUAGAGCGGUCUUCGAGUCCAUCCUGACAACACAUUUCGGAGAAGAAAUCAUGGAUGGCUUGUUUGAGAAGUUUGCUAGCAAAGUUUCACAGUACAUGAAACUACAUGAAGGAGAAUAUUUCAACAUCCUAGUUUCAGUAAAGAACGGAUGAAUAUCAGCCCUCAUGCAAUCCAGCUUUUAGCCCUUAGCUCGAGGGAAAACAAUGUUAAACAUAAGUAGAGAUGUGUGUCAUGGAAUAAGCGAACCUUUCUUGGGUGAGCGCACGAAACAUCUUUGAGUUGUUAUCAAACUUCGGAAAUCAGUUCGGUUCUUAUUGUAUAUUACCGGUAGAUUCAGGCUUCGCGGGGUCAAUCCCCCUCGAAGUUCACUUGAUUGAUCAAUCCAGGAAACCAGUUUAUCAAAAUAGUAGCAAGUGUUAUAAUAUCAAUAAUGCAAUCCACAUUUA